AUGAGUGGACGGAAAGUAGUUCAUCCUACUUUUCGUCCACUCCUUAGUCUUUGGAUCAAAGAAAUUAUCUCCUUAGAGCCUCUUAAUCAUCGUCUCCUUGUCUCCACUCAUUUUUUAUGCGUAAUUCUUCGUGAAAGUACUAAUAGUGAAUGCCCAGCCGUCGAUCCCAGAACAAAAUGCAACCGUUCCCUUCUCUGGGAAUUGCGAAGGAUUAGUGUUCUCAAUUAUUUUCUAAAAGUUCUCGUAAGUCUCAUCAUCGUCUAUAUCGAGUUCGAGGAAACAUCGGUACAUCUUGUUGAGGGUGAGGAGGAUUUGUAUGUCGAGAGCAUCGUUAAGGGUACGGUUAUAUAUAUGGGCAAUAAUAAGCAGCAAGAGACUAUUGAGGACGUCCCGUGUGGCAACAUAGUGACAUUGGUUGGUCUUGAUGAUGUCAUCACCAAAAGUGCUACUUUCACAAAUGACGAGAAAGUUGAUGCUCACAUAAUUCGGGCCAUGAAUUUCUUGGUUUCAGCUUUUAUGCAAAUUGACAUACAGUGCAAGUCACAGAGGACGACGUGA
This is a messenger RNA of Striga asiatica, 558 nucleotides long. The record is from the annotation of a GenBank genome assembly. Lineage: Eukaryota; Viridiplantae; Streptophyta; Magnoliopsida; Lamiales; Orobanchaceae.